AAUCAGAAUCAGACAAUGGAAAUCCUGCCUACACGAUUCAGUUCAUGGACACCAAUUGAAAACAAAUCACUUAACAAUCAGCUUUAUCAGGAAAGAAUCAGGCUUGUAAGCCACUGGUUUGACUUGUGGACAGACAAACAGCGCAAACAAUUUCUGCUCUUGAUACUGAGCAAGUGCAGUAAAUCACAGUUGAAGUGUGCUGAAAAAUGGUUUGUAGAAAAUAUCCCACUGACCAAUGUAGAUUUCACCACUCUGCUGCCACGUUUUAUUUCUUUGUAUAUAUUCUCCUUUCUCAGUCCGAAGGAUCUUUGUGCUGCAGCCCAAAUCAACUGGCACUGGAAAUUUUUAACUGAACAGGACUGUCUGUGGAUGCCAAAAUGCCUUAAGUUAGGGUGGUUUCUUCCAUAUAUUCCUGAAAAGAAUGAAUAUGGUGCUUGGAAACGAUACUAUAUUGCCUGUGCAACUGACUUGGACUAUUUAACUCCUAUAAAAACUGCAUACUCCCACAGCACCACCAGUGCUCUUAAAGCAAAAAAUGAAGAGCAAGAAGAAAGAUGGCAAGCAAAAUGUCUACGGAAAUUUAUUCGAGAGAGACUGGUGGUGCGCAAAAAGGAAUUAUUCAAAGCUCGUCCACCUUGGUUAAGUGGAACAUGGAGCUCAGGAUUUUACAAGUCUGGAUUUCAACCACGUUUGUCCCAGUCUAUCCAUGACCAGGCUAGAUUACCAGCUCAAUUCUUAAUGAAGCAGUUCAUCUUGUCUUCUGUGAAAUCCUUACCAGAAAGGAAGGGAGACUUCCAAGUGGGACUUCAUUUAUGUAACAUUUUAUAUAAUCAUAAAACUCCAUAUGUAAUACUAACUUUUUGUUUGUACAGAAGGAAUGUUACUUGUAGCAGUUCUUGUCCUAACUUGCCUCACAGAUUUUGUCAAACUAUUUCACAAGAAUACCCCAAUGGGAUGCAUUCUCUCCAUCCACACCUGGUCUUGAUAUCCUCCCACAUUCCUGCAUAUGAGAUGGUUGUGGACAGCGUUAAGCUUGGAGUGGUUCUGGUAGUAUAUGAGCAUUGUGGGACCACAUUGGAAAGCCUCAUUCAUUCUGUAGAAAAGGCCUUGGAUGGCCAAAUAGCAAAGAGUAUUGGAAUAAUUAGUGAUGGAGAUUCCAGAGAGAUUAACUUGCUUCAAGGUUACAAAAUCAACACCCAAAAUCUUCUUAAACCUGAGGUGAGAGAGUUUUGGAAGUGCUUAAAAAGUUGCAUUAUCUCUCCAGAAGAAGGUGGAAGCAUAGACCUCUUUGUUCCUCUGGCAGCUUCAGAGGCAGGAAAAGAGAUCCUUUCUCAACUGACUCGUCUAACUGGAGCAUUCUUCAGGACUCCUACUGGAAUAGCUACUGGGUCUUAUCAGCACAUCCUCAGUGAAUGGCUGGGAAAUCAGAAAGCAAGCUCUCCUCCUCCGUUCCUCUACCUCACUGAAGUAAAAGUGCAGAUAUGGCUCCGAUUCACUGAGCUCCUGGAAGAAGCACUGAAUGCUGUCAGGAAAAAGCUGGGUCCAUAUUUUUUUGAUCUGCAGAAGAACAUGGCUGGCAAAAUUAUUGGUCAAAUUAUGUUUAAUGCUGUGAGUUGGUCCAACAUUCAAGACAACCAAAGAAUAAUCCAGGCUUUGGCUAAUGGAUUAGUUGAACUCUCAAGAGGAAACCAUGAAAACCCCUUGGAAUUUCUAUCAUCUUUCCUGAUGAAAUGUAAUAAGAAUGGAAAACUUGGCAACCAGGAUUUCUUAACUGAAAGCACUUCAGAAUCAUGGCUUGAUGGGCUACUUAAGACUGAUAAACCUGAAGAUAUGAUAGAGAAGCGCCAAAGCUUUGCCAGAGAGCUUCUUCUAAGUGAGAGAAACUAUGUGCACAUUCUGGAAAUUGUGAAAGAUGUCUAUGUUAAGCCAUUAAAAGCAGCAUUGGCAUCCCAUCAGGCCAUCCUAAGUGACAUAAGCAUUCAGCUCAUCUUCUCUGACGUCUUGGACAUUUUACAAGUAAACAGGUGCUUUUUAGCUGAGUUAACACGAAGGCUUAAUGAAUGGAGCCCUGCCCAAAACUUAGGAGACAUAUUCAUUAAGUUGGGCCAGCAAUUUCAAACAUAUAUAAACUUCUUCAACAGCUAUACAGUGAUUCUGAAAACAAUAGACAAGUGCCGAGAAGCUAUUCCAGUAUUCCGUGCUUUCUUGAAGAGACAUGAUCAGACUGUUGUUACCACCAUGAGAAGCUUACAAGAACUUCUGCUGUGCCCUUCUAAAAGGGUCGAAGAAUACAUCACUCUCCUCUAUGCUCUUAGACUUUACACUCCUCAAGAACACACCGACCGUGAAGACUUGACUACUGCAAUUAUGCAAAUGAGACAACACAAGGAUUAUAUAGAUCAGCUGAAACUGAAUGUGGGCAGAAAUGAUCAGCUAUUAAGCACACAAAGGCUCAUCCAAGGAGGUCCUCAGUUACUGAAAGCCAAUAGAUAUCUAAUUAUGGUGCAAGAUGUGGCCCAGCUAAAUUGUUCACAGAGAAUAAAUAUGCCAUUCAGGUCGUAUGAACAUACCAACGAUCUUAGACUUUUCCUGUUCAAUGAUAUCCUCGUUAUUUCACAAUGCAGCAUCUCUUAUAAGCCCUUUGAACGAAUCCCCAAGGUUACUUAUCAGUUUUUGGCCACCGUAAGGCUUCAUCAGCUCCAGACUGAAGAUAUUCCAGAUUCUAAAUAUAUUAAGAAUGCCUUUCUUUUACAAGGGCCCAGGCAUCAAUGGAUUUGUUCUACAGACGAAGACAAGUUUGUAUGGCUUUCUGCAUUACGAAGAGCAAUUCGUUGUAGUAUCAGUGAGGAUGUAAACUGA
Messenger RNA from Candoia aspera, 2859 nucleotides. RefSeq names its product epithelial cell transforming 2 like (gene ECT2L). Gene Ontology annotation, molecular function: protein binding; guanyl-nucleotide exchange factor activity. The transcript is spliced from 21 exons. The record is from RefSeq and is a predicted model, not a curated record. Bases 16 to 2859 code for a protein of 947 amino acids. Lineage: Eukaryota; Metazoa; Chordata; Lepidosauria; Squamata; Candoiidae.